AUGAGGUCACCUCUGGGCCGAUCAGAAGUCCAGUUCAGCAGAGGUGCAACGGUGUACACUGCAGUAGAAGGAGAUGGGAGCAGCCUUCCAGAGUGGGUGACAGACAAUGCUGGGACCCUGCACUUUGCCCGGGUGACCCGAGAUGACACUGGCAACUACACUUGCAUUGCCUCCAACGGGCCACAGGGCCAGAUUCGUGCCCACGUCCAGCUCACUGUGGCAGUUUUCAUAACCUUCAAGGUGGAGCCAGAGCGCACAACUGUGUACCAGCGCCACACAGCCUUGCUGCGGUGUGAGGCCCAGGGGGACCCCAAGCCACUCAUUCAGUGGAAGGGCAAAGACCGCAUCCUGGACCCCACCAAGCUGGGACCCAGGAUGCACAUCUUCCAGAACAGCUCCCUGGUGAUCCAUGAUGUGGCCCCUGAGGACUCAGGCCGCUACACCUGCAUCGCAGGCAACAGCUGCAACAUCAAGCGCACGGAGGCCCCCCUCUACGUCGUGGACAAGCCUCUGUUGGAGGAGUCGGAGGGCCCAGGCAGCCCUCCCCCCUACAAGAUGAUCCAGACCAUUGGGCUGUCAGUGGGUGCUGCUGUAGCCUACAUCAUUGCUGUGCUGGGCCUCAUGUUCUACUGCAAGAAGCGCUGCAAAGCCAAGCGGCUGCAGAAGCAGCCAGAGGGCGAGGAGCCAGAGAUGGAGUGCCUCAACGGGGGGCCUUUGCAGAAUGGGCAACCCUCAGCAGAGAUCCAAGAGGAAGUAGCCUUGACCAGCUUGGGCUCUGGCCCCGCAGCCACCAACAAACGCCACAGCACAAGUGAUAAGAUGCACUUUCCACGGACCAGCCUGCAGCCCAUCACCACGCUGGGGAAAAGUGAGUUUGGGGAGGUGUUCCUGGCAAAGGCACAGGGCGUGGAGGAGGGAGUGGUGGAGACCCUGGUGAUUGUGAAGAGCCUGCAGAGCAAGGAUGAGCAGCAGCAGCUGGACUUCCGGAGGCAGUUCGAGAUGUUUGGGAAGCUGAACCAUGCCAAUGUGGUGCAGCUUCUGGGGCUGUGCCGGGAGGCCAAGCCUCACUACAUGCUGCUGGAGAAUGUGGACCUGGCAUGCUGUUGGCAGGGGGCCUCGGGGACUCAGGCAGGGUGGCUCAAAGCAGGAUGGCAGGAGUGCAGACAAGCUGAUGACAGGACCACAGCGCUGACGUUCACGGUGGCAGCAGCGGCAGCAGCGGCGGCAGCGAACACGUGCACGUCUUCACCCAGCCUCCCCCCAGCAUCUCACCGAAUCGUAACAACUACUCAGUGA
This is a messenger RNA of Cynocephalus volans (Philippine flying lemur), 1296 nucleotides long. RefSeq names its product inactive tyrosine-protein kinase 7-like. Gene Ontology annotation, molecular function: protein kinase activity; axon guidance receptor activity; ATP binding. Gene Ontology annotation, cellular component: plasma membrane; axon; neuronal cell body. Bases 1 to 1296 code for a protein of 431 amino acids. Lineage: Eukaryota; Metazoa; Chordata; Mammalia; Dermoptera; Cynocephalidae. The transcript is spliced from 8 exons. Gene Ontology annotation, biological process: synapse organization; protein phosphorylation; homophilic cell-cell adhesion. The record is from RefSeq and is a predicted model, not a curated record.